Molecule: messenger RNA, 1065 nt
Organism: Benincasa hispida (wax gourd)
Lineage: Eukaryota; Viridiplantae; Streptophyta; Magnoliopsida; Cucurbitales; Cucurbitaceae
Molecular function (GO): zinc ion binding
Source: RefSeq, a predicted model, not a curated record
AUGGAAGAGUCUGAUAUAUUCAAGAUAACAAAGUAUUGCAGGUCACACACAUGUUCCAUCGAAAUUCUGAAUCACGACCAUAGACAAGCAACUGCUAAGGUUAUUGGUCAGUUGAAUAAAAAUAAGUUUACAGGAAUAGAACAUAUUUAUAAACCUUGUUAUAUCGUUGAGGAUAUGAUGAAAGAUUAUGGCGUGAACAUAAGUUAUGAUAAAGCGUGGCAUGCAAGGGAAGCCAGAUAUGAUCUCACUAGAGUAUCGGAGAACCCGAUAAUCUAUGUGUCUGAUCAGAUGGUAUCUAUCAGCAAUGCUAUUCAUGGAUUGUACACGUGGCACAUAGAACAUAAUCUUAUUACAAACUUUAAGGAUAGUACGGUUGUUAGGAUAUUUAGAGAUGCGGCAAGGGCAUUUCGCAUGAUACAGUUCCAGAAAAAAUGGGACGAACUCCUUAGUUUUUUAGACGGUAUUGUCACGAAAUAUCUAGAAGACAUCAGUCUUCAAACAUGGGCAUGGGUUUACCAAAUAGAACAAAGAUAUGACAACAUGAUGUCCAACAAUGCAAAGUGUUUUAGUUUGUUAACUAAAGAAUAUCGGCUAUUGCUCAUAGUAUUCUUGAUUGAACAUGUUAGAGGAAUACUCCAAUUGUGGUUCUACGAACGAAGGAAUUACUGGGCAUCUCGAACGACAUUGCACUCUAACUACUGUGAAAUCCGAUUAGCAAGUGAGGUUGAUAAGGGCAGACGAUAUCGGGUUAAGCCUAUUAAUUGUUAUCAGGUCCAUGUGCGAGAUAAUCAAUUGGACGGUAUUAUGAAUCUUCACAUGAAGGGAUGCACGUUUAAGGAAUUCGACUCACUUGGUAUCCCGUGUUCGCAUGCAAUUUUUGCCACCAAGGAACGAAACAUACCUAUUCAGAGUCUUCGCAGUCGAUUUUAUACAGUGGAUUCUCUAAUGACUGCGUAUGCAAAACCUAUAAAUCCACUUUGGCAGAUAUAUGAAUGGAAUAGAGCUCCUGAAUAUGUAGAAAAAACUAUCCUUCCUCCAAAGUUUGUGGCACAAAUUGGGCAAUAG